AUGUCUUCGCCUUCAAUAGGGCAGGUAGUGGAACUAGUCGAACUAUUAUACUCACCGGGGAAUACUCCAGAAACAAUAGGCAGGGCACAAAAGACACUCCAGAACAUACAACGAUGUCCUGAUGGGUGGAAGAUUGCAGGAGAGCUCCUUAAACAACCAUCUCUUAAUUGCAAGUUUUUUGGUGCCUUAACAUACACUGUAAAUCUCAAUUUGAUCCUUCCAAAAAUUUUACAAGAUGAUCAGAGAACCGGAACCAAAGUACAAGAACUGACUAAAAAUCUCAUGCAGCAGCUAUGGGAACUUUUUGAGGAUGAGAAUGUGACAAACCAUGGAGCUUUUGUGAUCAAGAAGAUGCUUUCUAAUCUGGCGCUUAUUUAUACUGUGAGUUUUCGAGAAUGGACAAAUCCGUUGGAUGAUUUUAUGUUAAGCGCCAUAUCGGGUCGGCCAAUCGUGAGAUUCGGCAAUUUAAAUAGCGGCGAUUGCAACAAUGACACGCUGGUACAGUUUAUACAGAAUAGCUCACCAACUUUGAUAGGUACAUUAUUCACUUUUUCGCAGAUAAUAGUCGAGGAACUCACAAAAAGAGAUGUUUCGCACGCGGACCGAUCAGAACUUCACACCAGAGUGCAUGAGAGGCUUUUUGCGACUACGGAGAAUGCGAUCAGAAGCAUACUUGCUGAAAAUAACUCAAGUAAUGACCAAAUAUGGGGCAUUUGGCUCCCAUGUUUCAAUUCGUGGGUUUCUUACGCAUCAAAGGCAGAAUUUGACUCGACUGCAAGAUACAAAAUGAAGCCAUUACUACGGAUUGCGGUCGAGCGGAUGUCAAAUGAACCGAUUCCAUGGAAAACAGAGGUCCCAGAAAGAAUUAUGGAUAGUUUAGUGGAAGCUUUAGAUAUCAACAGCACAUUUUUUGUGGCAGACAUCAAGAACGAGAUGAAAGCGCUUAUUUUUGGCACAUGGGGCAGACAUUUGUUGGGUCUGAUGCCCGAGGUUUCGGACCAAUUUGCGAGGCUGACAAUUCUAUUGCUAGAGUGUGAUAUGACACAGCUCGCAAUGCAGAUCGCAAAUGAUGAUAGCAGUGGUAUCUUUGAGUUUUUGCUCAAAUUAACUGAUUUUCCAGGUUUGCCAGUUGCCGAAGAAACAAUAUCAUCGGAUUUUAUUGAGUUCUGGAUGCAAAUGGUGGACACGUUAACUGAGGACACGGAGAGGUUUAAAGCUUUACUUAAUGAGGAUGCGGCUAAGCUUUCUGUAUUCAAUGAGAAGAGUAGGACUCUAUUGAACGGUGUUGGGCAAAUAUACUGGCGGAAAAUACACAUUCCGGUGGACGAGAACGAGAUCAAGGGGUAUGAGGAGGAAUUCAGGGUGUUUAGGAGAGAUGUUGGCGAUCUUUUUGAGGCAGUAUACCCAAUAGUGCGGAGCGGGUUAUACCACAACUUGAGCAGCAACGUUUUGUAUGCGGUGGAUGAGUUUAGAAGCUCUCAGGUGCAGCAGGGAAAUGAAAAUGCGGUGCUUAACGAUAUAGAGGCGUCUCUAUACUUGAUCAAUGCGAUAAGCGAGGAUUUCAGCGAGGAGAAUGCCCCCAAAGAUGUUACAGAAGACGUUUACCGGUUGUUUGACUCGGGGAUGUUGCAGUUGGUGACCAGUUACAGGGUCCGCGGCAGUUUCCAGUACUUUAUAUACACGACAAUUCGGUUUGUGGCCUCUGUAAGCUGGUUUUAUGGCACAGAGCAGGGCCUAACAUGCUUGCCGGCGAUAUUGAACUUCUUGUUUGACAACAUGAUGAAUUCGCCGACUUACGAACUCAUCAGUUCGCGGGCCAUUGCUGAAAUAUGCGAUAGCUGCAGACUUUCUCUCCAAGAGACACUACCAAACUUCAAAAGUAUCGUGACUGAGAUGAUCGAAAACGUGGCAGUGGAUUCGAUUACACGUGAGCGGAUCAUAAACUCGUACAGCUCGAUUAUUCAAGGUGUAAGGGACCCGCAGAUUCAGGGUGAGUAUUUGCAUCGGCUGUUUGAAUUGCUCCUAAAGCACUCUUCGGAUAUGCUUGCAAGACUCGAUAGCUUGCCAAAGGAGCAGCAGGAUCAGGCAAAAGAGUACUUGAUCAGCAUGAUCAGCUGUGUGAGUGCUAUUGGACGUGGAAUGCAGCUUCCGGAUGCCCCGGAAGACGUUUAUACAGAUGCAAAAGAGUUGGAAAUGGUGUCUAAGUACUGGACGGAGGAUCCGUUGCGGAUUCACUCGCAAAUUUUGCAGAUUGUGAAGAAUUUUGCGAUGGUCAGCUCGCAGCUGUCGGAUAACUUGAAGGUUGCAGAGGAGAUCGAGGCGAUUUUCAAGAGUGGAUUGACAGAAAGCAUGCCAGGUCCGUUUGUGUUUCCACCUGAGGUGAUUACACAGUUUAUCAGUGUCAAAAUCUCCACAUUGAAGACUUUCGAUACGUUGCCGCUUUUGUACGAUCUCUACGGCAAGGUGGUGCGGGCGAACCACCGGAAUAUGAGCGCUGAGUACGUGGGCCAGACUCUUGAGCAGAUCUGGGGCGGGUUCCAGUCGAAAGUCGACUCGUCGGAUCCCGAUGUCGUCCAGGCUUUAAUCGGCAUGCUUGCUGCGAUCGUCGGUUCGAGCCCCGCCAUGCUCCUUUGCAACACGGAUCUCCUACAGGCUAUUUUGGCAUUUUGCGUCCAGGAGCUUCGUUCAAAGGAAAGAUUUGUGCUUCAAUCGCUUGAACUAUUUUGGACAAAGCUGAUUUACUUGAGGAGAGGAAACCGUCAUGACACAAUUGUGAUUCGCCGACUGUUUAACGAGACAGAUUUAGGAUUCAUGCUUAUGUACAACUUGCUUAAGUACUUACUGAGUACGCAGAGGUCGAAUAUUUCGUAUUUCACGGAGAUUAUAAAGAGCAUCGUGGCCAAAUAUCCGAUGCUGGCCAAGCAGUGGAUGAUGCAGUCGCUAGAAAAAAUAAAUACGGAGCGGAUUGAGUCUGGCCAGAAGGCAAUUUGUGAGUAUGAGUUGUUUGUGAAGAAGAUUAUGGUUACCCGGGGCACCCGGGCGGCAAACGGACUUAUCAAAGACUUCUGGCUUAAGACGAACGGGUUGAUAGAUUACGAGGGGCGGUAG
Molecule: messenger RNA, 3108 nt
Organism: Brettanomyces bruxellensis
Lineage: Eukaryota; Fungi; Ascomycota; Pichiomycetes; Pichiales; Pichiaceae
Exons: 2
Coding region: 1-3108 (1035 amino acids)
Biological process (GO): protein import into nucleus
Cellular component (GO): nuclear membrane; cytoplasm
Molecular function (GO): protein binding
Source: RefSeq, a predicted model, not a curated record